Penaeus monodon (black tiger shrimp) is the source of this 2884-nucleotide messenger RNA. Its product is annotated as NEDD8-conjugating enzyme UBE2F-like. The record is from RefSeq and is a predicted model, not a curated record. Lineage: Eukaryota; Metazoa; Arthropoda; Malacostraca; Decapoda; Penaeidae.
GCUCCUAUCUCGGCCGGACGCUGAGGUUUGUUUGGAAAGGAUCAUGAUUACCUUAACCAAAAAGCUGAAAUCCAGCAAGGGAGGAGGGAUACCAGAGCCUCCCAAGAAGAGGAUAUCCAUUAGAGAUCAACUGCUUGUUAAAGAGGUUAGUGAAAUGGAGAGCAACCUACCAGAGGGAUGUACAGUCAAGUUCGAGGACCCCAACGCCCUCCACACCUUCCGCCUCAUCGUGGCCCCACCUGAGGGGUAUUGGGCUGGGGGCGUGUUCGUUUUUAGUAUCAAUGUACCUGAAGAUUAUAAUAUAGCUCCUCCUGUUGUGAGAUGUGAAACGAAACUGUGGCAUCCAAACAUCAGUGAAGAAGGGGAGAUCUGCCUGUCGCUCCUGAGGCAGAACUCCAUCGAUGGUCUUGGAUGGGCGCCCACGCGGAGGUUAAAGGAUGUCGUGUGGGGUCUUAGUAGCCUUUUCCAAGAUCUGUUGAAUUUUGAUGAUCCUCUAAACAUCGAAGCUGCCGAACACUACCAGCGUGACAAGGACUCCUUUAGAUGGAAAGUUAGGGACUAUAUAGAGACGUAUACAAAACGAUGAAGCACACGGGGAUUUCUCUCGGCAUUAGCUUAAGUUUGUAAAUACUCUUCAACCUCUGUGCGCUUUUCCUUUCCUCUGGGGGAAAAAAAAAAGAUUGUUCUCUGAUUGACUAACAUUUUUUACCAUUAGCUGUUGUUAAGCCACGUGUACUACUAGUGCUUUAGAUUUUGAUAUCCAUUGUAUUAUCAUUGUGAUAGCCUUUUUCUCUUAUUAUGCAAAGAAAGGUUUCAUGUUUCAAAUGGAAGUGUAGGAAGGGUGUUGUAGCUUCAGUUUUAAAUAAAACCCAUGGCAUUACCAAAUCAGUAGCCCCCCUCCCCCAUAUACACACUCCCUGUUUCGCAACAAAAUAGAAUUCGGUAGAUAAGUGUACCAUUUUUCUCAUAUAAGUUUCAUUCUGAUGUUAUAUAAUUAAGAAAUUUAUAUAAAAAAAACGUAAGAAAAGAAAGUGUAGAACUCUUCCAGAAAGGCAUCCUUUCACAUGGGAAAAAGGGGAUAGAAGAACUAGGAUAUAGUGUUUUGUUUUGCAAUAUUGUUUAUUUGUAUGUAAGAAGGGGAUCGAGUAAGUGUUAUUGUUUCUGUUAAGUGUUUCCCUUUCCAAAUGGAGAAUAGCCACCAGUCUCAUGCUGCAGAAAUCAUCUUUUCUUUUCCUCAACUUUUGACACAAGAUAACAGGAAUCACAUAAGGGGUACAAGGGAAGUUAUGGACCCUAAAGGUAUCUUGAGCAAGAUCCAUGCUUAAGGCCAUUUCUCAUAAAAAAGAAAGAAAAAAGAACAUUUAUGAAUAUUACGAGUAUUCCCUCCUUGUCCUUGUCAUUCUCUGAAAUAUGUUGGCAAAUGGACCUGUAUUCUCUCUACCCCACGAUUCUCUCAGAAGUUGUUACUUUUUUUCCAGGAUAACUACUGGUAAUUACACGCAAGAAACUUUGCUGCUCUGAAGUCAAGCAUUAAAUUACAGUCACAUAUUUUUCUCUCUCUCUUUUCUCUUUUUUUCUUUCAGUCUUCUGUGCCACCUGUGUUGAGCCCUCUUAGAUUGCAGCUAUUUUUAACAGCAUACAUGUUAGCUGUACCAAACCACCUGGUGUUGGCAAGCACUUUCUGCUCACAAUUGCCCCAUUAUAUAAUGCAACAUUCCAACUGGUCUACAUAGAUGUGGAUCAUGCAACAAUAAUUGCUCAAUAAGCAAGUCUCCAUGACUCAUCUCUAAGAGAAUGUAAACCUGGUAUUUCUUGUUGAUGUCAAGUUAUUUAUUUGUAGAAGAGGGCAUAGAUGGAGGCCUGAGACCUUCUAGGUAUCAUUUUAAGCUACACUGUAAGCAGUGGGCUGUAGCAGUUCAGUGCUGGUUGUGAGAUCUAUUGGUAAGACUCAAACAACAGUUUUCAAGAUCUUAGAGUACAUUUAAUUCACACCAGUUGAUCUUGUGAAAAUGAAGUACUAGUAAAUGUACUUGUUGCAGGUCUUUCUAGUCAUGAGAUCUAACCUAGUAGAGAGACAUAUUCAAGUGUAUAGUUAAGAAAGUGUAAGGUAUAUUUGUGAUACUUAAAGAAAAGUAUAUAUAAAAAAAGGCCUUCUUUUUUAAUAGUUAGUACAUCACCCAAUAUUUUCUCUAAAGGAAAUGACUAAUUAGAUUAUUUAGAUUAUUAUAUAAUCGAUCAAGUUGGUAAGGUGAUGAUAUGGAUGUCAUGUUGUACAGUUCUAUUUCAACUGAUGCUUCAGACUAUAGAAACCAUAGUGAGAAAAAAAAGAGUAAAUACAACAAUAAUCUCAGAAUUAGGUAGGUAAUAGUGAUGCCUAAUGUGAAUGAGUAUCAUGAAAAUGACCCAACUUUCUUCCUUUUGUUAUUUCUAUACUCCUGUAAAUGCCUUUAUCAAGUCAUCAGUAAACAGUUAAAUAUGAAUUACUACUGACCUUUCAUUUUUGAGUGUGUUGCGUCAUGACAUUUAAUUAUGUAUGCAUUUGUGUUUUGCAAGUGCUUUUAAAUUUGUUUGAAUUACAAAUAUCUUGUGUCGUGGAUGGUUGUUUGGACAGCAUAUCGAUGCAAACAAGGAGGAGUUCUACCUGGCAUGUUACACCACAUGAUUGUGAUAUUAUUAGUGUAUUAUAUUUAAGCUGUUCUCCAAACUCCUUUCAGAUUUUUUUUAUUGGAUUCUCAUACUGUACAGGUUUCAGUUAAUUUUCUAUUGAAAAUUUUGUUAGAGAAGUGGAAACAUGUACUUUGAUAGACACAGAAAUGUAUGUAACAUUGUUUGAAUUGACUCUAAUGAUUAUCCUGUAACUUUUAAAUAAAAUUUAUUGAAAGGC